Molecule: messenger RNA, 1452 nt
Organism: Lithohypha guttulata
Lineage: Eukaryota; Fungi; Ascomycota; Eurotiomycetes; Chaetothyriales; Trichomeriaceae
Gene: ATG4
Product: Cysteine protease atg4
Exons: 1
Coding region: 1-1452 (483 amino acids)
Molecular function (GO): protein-phosphatidylethanolamide deconjugating activity
Source: RefSeq, a predicted model, not a curated record
AUGAGUUCCUUACUUGAUCAGUUACUGGCGAUGCUCAAGGCGGACAUGAUGAACAACAUUGACUACAAACGUUUUGUCCGCUACUUCUAUGACCCUUCACCUCGCUUUGACGAAGCAUCAGGAGCCUCAAUAUGGCUAUUGGGCAAAGAAUACACCUCUAGUUCUCCUCAAUCCAUAACGACAACAGACCGGGAGGAUGUGGUAGAGAUAGAAUCUUCUGCCGACUCCCAUGACCCUUCUGAAGCAGCAGCGUCGACUGCUCCGACAGAAGAUCAGGAGCAUGCCCACACCGAUAAGAACAAGCAUGAGCACAGAGACAGCAUUGACGACGUCCAUCGAGUAGAAGGUCAGAAUCUGCCGUCACUCUCAAAUGAUCCCGCCGAUGGUGGCUGGCCGCUUGCUUUCAUAGACGACUUUGAAUCCAGGAUAUGGUUGACAUAUAGGAACAACUUCACACCCAUACCACGCUCGUCGAACCCUUCGGCUACUUCCUCCAUGACUUUUGCGGUCCGUCUUCGUAAUCUAGCAGAAAAAGACGGGUUCAACAGUGAUACUGGCUGGGGUUGCAUGAUCAGAUCGGGACAAAGCCUCCUUGCGAAUGCCCUACUUAUGCUUCAACUGGGCAGGGACUGGCGGUACCAAGAUCACUUCUCAGAUGCGAAAGAGUGUCACAGCCAUAUACUCUCCCUCUUCGCCGAUUCUCCUCAAGCACCUUUCUCCAUUCACCGCUUUGUCUCUCACGGUGCUACGCACUGCAACAAACACCCAGGUCAAUGGUUUGGACCCAGCGCCGCAGCCUCCUGCAUUGCAGCUUUAAGUACAGAAUGUGCUGAAGCUGGUCUGCGAGUCUACGUUACACCCUCAUCGUCUGACCUUUACGAAGACAAGUUCAAGUCCAUCGCAGCUCGAUCUUCUACAGAUCCCACAAUCACUCCAACCCUCAUCCUCAUGGGGAUACGAUUGGGCCUCGACAGAAUCACACCAGUAUAUCACGAAGCCUUGAAACGCUCGCUCACAUAUCCACAGAGCAUAGGCAUUGCUGGUGGCCGUCCGAGCUCAUCGCACUACUUCAUUGGUGUACAAAACGACACAUUCUUCUACCUCGACCCUCACGAGACUCGACCUGCCCUGCCUUAUCACAGCUCCUCAGCCGACUACACACCCGAAGAAAUCGCAACAUGCCACACCCGCCGCCUGCGAGGCUUGGACAUCAAAGAGAUGGAUCCCAGUAUGUUAAUGAGCUUCCUGAUCCGCGACGAAUCGGAUUGGGAAGACUUCAAGCGGCGCAUCAACGACGUGAGGGGCAAAAAGAUAGUCAACAUCUACGCUAAAGAACCACCUGUGCCAGGACAGAGCACAGAGAGAAAAGAAGCAGUAGAUGAGGUUGAGACUUUUGACGAUGAGGACGAGGAUGACGAGGGAGAUGACAGCAAGACGGAGAAAGGGGAUUGA